This is a messenger RNA of Phascolarctos cinereus (koala), 828 nucleotides long. Its product is annotated as mas-related G-protein coupled receptor member B2-like. Gene Ontology annotation, biological process: G protein-coupled receptor signaling pathway. Gene Ontology annotation, molecular function: G protein-coupled receptor activity. Gene Ontology annotation, cellular component: plasma membrane. NCBI's taxonomy places the organism in Eukaryota, Metazoa, Chordata, Mammalia, Diprotodontia, Phascolarctidae. The record is from RefSeq and is a predicted model, not a curated record.
AUGGUGAUCCUCAUUCUGCUCAUUGCCCUGGUUGGGCUGGGGGGGAACAGCCUCGUCCUGUGGCUCCUGGGCUUCCGAUCCACCUACAUCCUCAACCUGGCCGGAGCUGACGCCCUCUUCCUCUGCUGCUCUUUUCUGAUCUGCAUAAAUCACAUUUUUUGGUAUUUUUAUUCUUCUUUAAUACACAUACUAGAGACCCUUAUCCAAUUUACAUCCUACCUUGUAGGCCUGAGCCUUCUGGCUGCGAUCAGCACCGAGCGCUGUGUAUCUGUGAUCUUACCCAUCUGGUACAGAUGUCACCGCCCUAAGCACAUAUCUGCUGCGCUAUGCGCUGUUCUCUGGGUUCUGACCAGCCUGAUCAGUGUAGUAGUUUACUCGAUUUGUUAUCAUGCGUUUACUCGCCGUUUCUGCGACAAGGUCAUCAUUAUCGAAGCUGUGUGGUUCAUCCUCCUCACCCCAGUGCUGUGCGUGUCCAGCCUGACUCUGCUGCUGAGGGUCCAGUGCAGCUCCCAGCGCCGGCAGCCCCCCCCCCACCUCCUGGUCCUGCUUGCAGUCCUCGUGUUCCUGUUCUUUGGCCUGCCCAAAGGGAUGGACUAUCUCAUAGACCUUGAGGAAAGCUUAGUUUUCAUACCGCGUGGGCUCCAUAUGAUCCUGGCCUGUGUGAACAGCAGCUCGAACCCCUUCAUUUAUUUCUUCCUGGGCAGCCAAAGGCAUAAAAGGAGGGAGCCCCUCAGGGUGGUCCUGCAGAGGGCCCUGGGGGAUGAGGGGGAGGUAGGAGGUGGGAUGAGGGAUGCCCCCCACACCAACAGUCUGGAGACAUCAUUCUGA